Messenger RNA from Truncatella angustata, 1044 nucleotides. RefSeq names its product cyclin-like protein. Gene Ontology annotation, molecular function: cyclin-dependent protein serine/threonine kinase regulator activity. Lineage: Eukaryota; Fungi; Ascomycota; Sordariomycetes; Amphisphaeriales; Sporocadaceae. Bases 1 to 1044 code for a protein of 347 amino acids. The transcript has 2 exons. The record is from RefSeq and is a predicted model, not a curated record. Gene Ontology annotation, cellular component: transcription factor TFIIK complex; nucleus. Gene Ontology annotation, biological process: regulation of transcription by RNA polymerase II; regulation of cyclin-dependent protein serine/threonine kinase activity.
AUGGCGACAGAAGAUGCCCGCUACCGGGCUUCGACGCAAUAUCGACUAUGGUCGUUCACUCCUGCACAGUUGUCCUCUCUACGGAAUGACAGCAACAGCCUUGCCAAGGCAGCAAUUGCUGCAAGACUGCAGUCCUCGAACCCGCCUGUUGACCCGCUACCCGAGUUCCUGACGCCAGCCGAGGAGCUGUCUCUGCUCAACUUCUACACUGCCGAACUAUUACGAGCCGCUGCUUUCCUCGAACUCCCAACCGAGAUACGCGCAACUGCUGCUAUCUUCCUGCGACGGUUCUAUGUCACCAACAGUAUUAUGACCUAUCCUCCGACUGAGCUGCUCAAGACAUGCCUUUUUUUCGGCUGCAAGGCAGACGGCUACUACAUGCGCCUUGCCAAAUUCGCCGACAAGUUUCCAAACACAAGCGCCGAAGUCGUCUUGGCUGCCGAGUACAUUCUAUGCCAAGGCAUUCGUUUCGCAUUCGACGUCAAACACCCGUUCCGAGCUUUGGAGGGCACAAUCAUGGAGCUGAGAAGAUUGGGCGAUUUUGAGACGAAAAGAAUAGACCGCGGCCAUGGUCGGGCAAGAGAAAUCCUCAAGUUCAGCCCUCUAGUCACGGACGCAUACUUCCACUAUACACCGAGUCAGAUCAUGCUCGCGGCUCUGGCAAUGGCCGAUGAGGGUAUGGCUCAGCGCUUGUUAAGAGACGCAUUCGCCGGCCAAGGCGAGGCCGCCAGAGAUCAGGUCUGGAAUGCCAUUCAGUCAUGCCGCGAGCUACUAGAGAAAGAACCGCCGGAAAAAACAAAUGACCAGAAUGUUCAGGAAACAAGUAAGGCCAUGAAGCCGUUCGUCAGGAAGCUCAAGAAAUGUCGCGAUCCUGAUCGAGUAGACCUUGUUGCGCUGCAGAAAGCUCGGCGUGAGCAAGCAGAAAAGAAGAAGCCGAAGCCCGCAAAGAAGGAAGACGCUUCAGUAUUUGGCGCUACCCUGGUUGAACCAGAUGCCAAACGACGAAAGACGACUGACGAUCCAUUCGGACCUCCCUUGGGUUAG